Messenger RNA from Ictidomys tridecemlineatus (thirteen-lined ground squirrel), 1049 nucleotides. The record is from RefSeq and is a predicted model, not a curated record. Lineage: Eukaryota; Metazoa; Chordata; Mammalia; Rodentia; Sciuridae.
GAUGUUCAAAUGGAAAAUAUACUGGGCUAUAAUCCAAGUGACAGAGCUGCCAAGAUUUAAGAGGAAAAAGGAGAGACCCAGAGACAGGGAAAAACAGAAAGAAAGAGAAAGAGAUGAACCAUACAGUGAUCACAGAAUUUGUGCUCCUAGGUCUUUCUGAUGAUCCUAAACUUCAGAUUGUAAUUUUCCUGUUUUUAUUUAUCACUUACAUAUUAAGUGUCACUGGGAAUCUGACUAUCAUCACUCUAACCUUGGUGGAUUCUCAUCUACAGACUCCUAUGUAUUUCUUCCUUCGGAACUUCUCUUUUUUAGAAAUCUCAUUUACAACUGUUUGUAUCCCUAGGUUUCUAGGCGCUAUUGUCACCCAGGAUAAGACUAUUUCCUAUAACAAUUGUGCAGCACAGCUUUUUUUCUUUAUCUUCAUGGGAGUGACAGAAUUUUACAUUCUCACUGCCAUGUCCUAUGACCGCUAUGUUGCCAUCUGCAAGCCCCUUCAUUACACAACCAUUAUGAGCAGGAAACUCUGCACCCUGCUUGUGCUGUGUGCCUGGGUGGGUGGGUUUCUGACCAUUUUCCCACCCCUGAUGCUUCUGCUCCAGCUGGAUUACUGUGCUUCCAAUGUCAUUGAUCACUUUGCAUGUGAUUAUUUUCCCCUCUUACAACUGUCUUGCUCAGAUACAUGGCUCCUAGAAGUCAUUGGUUUCUACUUUGCUCUGGUUACUUUGCUAAUCACUUUGGCAUUAGUGGUUUUAUCUUACAUGUACAUUAUCAGGACCAUUUUGAGAAUUCCCUCUGCCAGACAGAGAAAAAAGGCCUUCUCCACCUGUUCCUCUCACAUGAUUGUCAUUUCUAUUUCUUAUGGAAGUUGUAUAUUCAUGUAUGCUAAUCCAUCUGCCAAAGAAAAGGCAUCACUGACUAAAGGAGUAGCUAUUCUCAACACCUCUGUUGCCCCCAUGCUGAACCCUUUCAUCUAUACCCUGAGGAACCAGCAAGUAAAGCAAGCCUUCAAGGAUGUGGUCCACAGAGUAGUAUUUUCUACAAAUAAAUAA